Molecule: messenger RNA, 2068 nt
Organism: Clarias gariepinus (North African catfish)
Lineage: Eukaryota; Metazoa; Chordata; Actinopteri; Siluriformes; Clariidae
Gene: trappc13
Product: trafficking protein particle complex subunit 13
Exons: 13
Coding region: 1-1284 (427 amino acids)
Cellular component (GO): TRAPPIII protein complex
Source: RefSeq, a predicted model, not a curated record
AUGCAGGUGAAAGGUCAACUGUUAGACAAAAUGGACGUCAAUCAGGCUAAACAGGAGCAUCUUCUCGCACUGAAGGUGAUGCGUCUGACCAAACCCACGCUGUUCACAAACAUGCCUGUGACGUGUGAGGACCGAGACCUGCCAGGUGAUCUCUUCAGCCGGCUCAUGAGGGAGGACCCAUCUACUAUAAAGGGGGCGGAGUCUCUGAUGCUCGGCGAGAUGCUCACACUGCCUCAGAAUUUUGGAAACAUCUUCCUGGGCGAGACUUUCUCCAGUUACAUCAGCGUCCACAACGACAGCACUCAGAUGGUAAAGGACAUCCUAGUGAAGGCCGACCUCCAGACCAGUUCUCAGAGGUUAAACCUUUCUGCCUCCAACUCCGCCGUGUCGGAGCUCAAACCCGACAGCUGCAUCGAUGACGUCAUUCACCACGAGGUCAAAGAGAUCGGCACUCACAUCCUGGUGUGUGCAGUCAGCUACACCACUCAGACCGGAGACAAACUGUACUUUAGGAAGUUUUUCAAAUUCCAGGUUCUCAAGCCUCUGGAUGUGAAAACCAAGUUCUACAACGCAGAGAGUGACCUGAGUUCUGUGACUGACGAGGUUUUCCUGGAGGCUCAGAUCCAGAACAUCACCACCUCGCCCAUGUUCAUGGAGAAAGUGUCUCUGGAACCUUCCAUGAUGUACAACGUCACUGAACUCAACACCGUGUGCUCAGGAGAGGAGCGCGAGUCGACGUUUGGGAAGAUGUCGUACCUGCAGCCCAUGGACACGCGGCAGUACCUGUACUGUCUGAAACCCAAGCCGGAGUUCGCAGAGAAGGCCGGGGUCAUUAAAGGGGUCACGGUCAUCGGCAAGCUGGACAUUGUGUGGAAGACAAACCUGGGGGAGAGGGGACGCCUACAGACCAGCCAGCUGCAGAGAAUGGCUCCAGGUUACGGAGACGUUCGACUGUCGCUGGAGUUCGUCCCAGACACGGUGAACAUGGAGGAGCCGUUCGACAUCACCUGUAAAAUCACAAACUGCAGUGAGCGCACCAUGGACCUGCUCCUGGAGAUGUGUAACACUCGCUCAGUGCACUGGUGUGGAGUUUCGGGCAGACAGCUGGGCAAACUGGGUCCCAGUGCGUCUCUGUCCAUCCCACUGCAGCUCCUGUCCUCCGUACAGGGACUCCAGAGUAUAUCAGGCCUGAGGCUCACAGACACCUUCCUGAAGCGGACGUACGAGUACGACGACAUCGCACAGGUGUGUGUGGUGUGUCCGUACCUGAGCCCUGAGACCUGAGGCUCCUCCCACUUCCUGUACCGGUAACCUGCACCUCCAUGGACCAACUGCAUCACCACUUUUUACCCGAUCAGCUGACCUUCUUCUUCUUCUUCUUCUUUUAAAGUGUGUGCUUUUAAAGCCCUCCUCUGAUUUUAAGUCUGUGUAAAUGUUAAUAAAGGAGAGGACUCGAGCGAGCCCAGACGUCAGUACAGAGGAAUAACUCGUGUCCAUCAGCAGCUCAUUAAACGUUUAGGGACGCAGGACCUUUAACAUGUCUUCUGUGGAUCUGCAGAGACGUGAACACAAUCUCUCACACGUCGACACACACACCUCUGUGGCGUUCUCAGAGAGAGAGAGGACGCGUGUGUUAGAUUUUAAUCAUUGGCAAAAUAGUCACACAGUUUUUCUCAGAAUAAACCUUCUAGUCUUUUAAAGCAGCUGUAUGUAAUGUUUAUUGCCCUCUGCUGUGAACUGCAGAUCUUAGGCAAAGCACUAAUGAAGACCGUUCCAACCGUUCUCUGUGGGCGGGGCUUAACAGAUUUCUCCCAGGAGUCUGAACUGUAGUCGCAAUCGAUGCAUCUGAAACCUUACACAUGGCCGCUUUAAUCGAGUACACGAUUGUGUUUGUCUUCCCAAACUUUUAAUGAGCAAAGAAGAGUUGUGUAAAAGUGUAAAUACAUGAAACUUGGGCUUCUACAGAGAUAUAAAGAGCAUCAAGCUGUUAAUGAGUUAAUGAUUCCUAAUUAAUAUUUAAUCACUCUGUCAAUCCUGUGCUGAAAAAAUAAACACACAAUAAAUUCCA